AUGGCGGACCCCACGGUGUGCUCGUUCCUCAGCAAGGUGCUGUGCGCGCACGGCGGCCGCAUGCUCCUGCGGGACCUGCGCGGCCACGUGGAGCUGUCGGAGGCUCAGCUGCGGGCGGUGCUGCUGCGGGCCGGGCCCGAGCGCUUCCUGCUGCAGGCGUUCUCCCCUCCCGGCCCCACCCACAAGUCCAUCUGUGCCCUUUCCCAUGACAUCCACAGCCCAGUCAACACCCAAGUCCUGAAAAGCCACGGGCUCUUUGGUCUCAAUGAAGCCCAGCUUCGCAUCCUGCUUUUGCAGAAUGACCCGUGCCUUUUGCCAGAGGUCUGUUUGCUGUACAACAAAGGCGGCCACCCCCCCUACGGCUACUGCAACCUCAAGGAGAAAUGCACCAAGUUCCAUGUGUGUAAGAACUUUGUGCGUGGAGAGUGCACACUUCACACCUGCAAACGGUCCCAUCAGCUCAUCCACGCCGCCUCCCUCAAGUGGCUGGAGGACCAAGAACUAAGUGUUUCAAGUGUUGUGAAUUUUCAGAUCAUCUCUGCCUACAAGCAUAUGAAGUUGCACGAGAUGCUUGAAAAUAAAGAUAACUCAGCUUCUUCUACUGAGCAUUCACAGGGCCUUGAGAAACAAGGCGCACACAAGGCUGGGACAGCAGAAGCCAGGCCUCUUGUCCCCGUCGCUGCUCUGUCAGCCCGCAAGCCCUGCCCAGCUAAACCUUAAAGAGCAUUGGAGAAGUGAGAAGUUUGACCAUCUUGGAAGAUUCAAAAGCACAGCUUUGCUGAGCUUUUGUUUGUAACAGUUCGUUCAUGCUAUUAUUUAUGAGCCGUAUUCAUGAUGAUACCUACCUCACAGAUUGUGUCAAUUAAAGAUGGAAAGGGAAAAAAUGUCAACUUAGGAGGAAAGCGUUGCAGAUGGGAUUGGACAUGAAACAAGCUAGAGAGAGUAAAG
This is a messenger RNA of Dipodomys ordii (Ord's kangaroo rat), 948 nucleotides long. RefSeq names its product zinc finger CCCH-type, antiviral 1-like (gene Zc3hav1l). NCBI's taxonomy places the organism in Eukaryota, Metazoa, Chordata, Mammalia, Rodentia, Heteromyidae. The record is from RefSeq and is a predicted model, not a curated record. Bases 1 to 720 code for a protein of 239 amino acids. The transcript is spliced from 5 exons.